This is a messenger RNA of Ceratina calcarata, 915 nucleotides long. RefSeq names its product ER lumen protein-retaining receptor. The transcript has 3 exons. Gene Ontology annotation, biological process: protein retention in ER lumen. Gene Ontology annotation, molecular function: ER lumen protein retrieval receptor activity. Lineage: Eukaryota; Metazoa; Arthropoda; Insecta; Hymenoptera; Apidae. Bases 136 to 774 code for a protein of 212 amino acids. The record is from RefSeq and is a predicted model, not a curated record. Gene Ontology annotation, cellular component: membrane.
GUUGAUUAGUCGGCCCAGUCGGCCAUCUGCUGAUAUUACAGCCAGAGCCACGUCAUAUUUUGUAUGCUUUGUGAGUUAGGUGUGUGAAGUAUUUCUCGAUUUUCAUAUAAAAAUUGCUUUUCAACCACCGAGAAUAUGAACGUAUUUCGGCUCUUAGGUGAUUUGUCACAUCUUCUUGCAAUUAUUGUCCUUCUUCUUAAAAUAUGGAAGACGCGAAGCUGUGCCGGUAUCAGUGGCAAAUCACAAAUUCUAUUUGCAAUUGUAUAUAUAACACGUUACCUAGACUUGAUAACAACAUAUAUUUCAGCAUAUAAUAUGUUUAUGAAAAUUAUUUUUAUUGCUACUUCCAUUGCAAUAGUGUAUUUAAUGUAUGUAAAGUUUAAAGCUACAUAUGAUCAUAAUCAUGAUACAUUUAGAAUUGAGUUUCUACUUUUGCCUACAUUGGUAUUGGCAUUGUUAAUCAACCAUGAAUUCACAAUUGUGGAGAUUCUGUGGACAUUUAGCAUUUAUUUGGAGUCUGUAGCAAUAUUGCCGCAGUUAUUUUUGGUUUCAAAGACAGGAGAAGCAGAGAGCAUCACCAGCCAUUAUCUUUUUGCUUUAGGGUCUUACAGAGGCUUAUAUUUAUUAAAUUGGAUUUAUCGUUACUACGGAGAAAAUUAUUACGAUCUAAUUGUUAUAGUGGCUGGUAUAGUACAAACAGUUCUCUAUUGUGACUUUUUCUACCUCUACAUUACCAAAGUACUGAAAGGCAAGAAAUUACAACUACCUGCUUAGUGGUACUAAAGUAUUAUCAUUUGAAAAACUAUAUAUUGCUCGAACGAGUAAUAUUACUAUUAUUUGAAUUUACAUAAAUUUGGCAAUAUUUAUGACAUCAAGGAAUGCUCGUGUACAAAAUAUACAUUUUAUUCUAAAGCA